AUGGAUCCAAGUACUCAGCUGGAACGUAUUUUCAAAAACUUGAGACUUCGUCGUAUCGUCAAAGAAAACCACUCUAGUGAAAUCAAUCAAUUGGCCUUUUGUCAAAACCACAGAUAUAACAGGACACCCUAUGGAAUAGAUCGAGUCAGAGUCCUAGAAAGGCGUGGCGCUAUACUAAAGGAUCCAACAGAUAACAGCAAUGUCCUUGCUACUACUGGAGGCCCUCAGGCGAACAUCUAUGAUAAUGAACAUUGUGGAGAUCAUUUGGAUAUCAUGUCACACUUCUUACUUGAUCCUACUGGCGAAGAAGGCUUUGAAGAACUUCCGGAAAUGUUGACAUGUUGUUGGAUGAACCAGCCACAGGACGCAAUCCUUGCCACAGCUGGAACUGAUAAAAUGAUUCAUAUCCUCAGUUUAGCAAGAUCAAAGGAGCUUAUGCGACUUUCAGGCCACAAACAUACUAUUACGGAUAUCCAGCCACAUCCUAUAAGAGAUGAAUAUAUACUCUCAGCAUCUAAGGAUGGCACUAUUCGCCUGUGGAAUAUCCUUACAGGGAACUGCCUGGUGAUUUUUGAAUAUAAGGCAUCCGUAGUUUGCUUCAAUCCCCACACUCAGGGUACGACGUUUUUGAGCGGAAGCUACAAUGGAGAUAUCCGUGAAUGGGAUAUGCCCUCGUUUGAUGAGGAACCUAAAGAACCUAUUGUCGUGCCUUUGACGGAAAGUCGCAUGCUACAAUCAGGAUUACACUCUGCAAGGAUAGGUAAAUGCUGA
Messenger RNA from Lobosporangium transversale, 771 nucleotides. RefSeq names its product WD40-repeat-containing domain protein. The transcript is spliced from 5 exons. Gene Ontology annotation, cellular component: ESC/E(Z) complex. Gene Ontology annotation, molecular function: protein binding; nucleosome binding. The coding region runs from base 1 to 771 and encodes 256 amino acids. NCBI's taxonomy places the organism in Eukaryota, Fungi, Mortierellomycota, Mortierellomycetes, Mortierellales, Mortierellaceae. Gene Ontology annotation, biological process: negative regulation of transcription by RNA polymerase II. The record is from RefSeq and is a predicted model, not a curated record.